UCCCUGUUUAAUGCUUCUUAUGUGGUUGUCCAAAUGCUCAAGUCUAAAAUGAAACCACAUCCUUCCUUCUUCCUUCAUACCUGUAUACAACAUACACAGCUUUUAGUGUUUGUUUUGUGACAGAGUUCAUAUGUUGACCAGAGGUGUUCUAUUACAGGUGAUGAUAGGAUUUGAAGACCUGGCUGUGUAUUUCACCUGGAAAGAAUGGCAGAACAUGAACAAUGCUCAAAAAAUCUUGUACAGGGAUGUGAUGCUGGAGACCUACAGCAUCCUGUUCUCCUUGGGGCACUGCAUGACCAAACCUGAUUUGAUCUUGAAGUUGGAGCAAGGAGUAGAACCCUGGAUGGUGGAAGAAUGCUUGCAUCAGAGCCUUCCAGGUCAGUCUGCACAUAAUGGGCAGGGAGGCCAAAGUAGAAGCAGUGCAGCAGAUGUUGACUGGUGCUCUUUCCAUGAAUUUUUCUCAAGUCUUACUCCUGAUGACAUCUGGAUUUGUAAAUCAGUUGCUGUGAAAAGGGAUGACCUGAUUAGGACCAACCAGGAAUGUCAGGACAAAAGUCUGAAUCUUAAUGUUAUGAAAAAUAACAACACAUCAACUCCAAAGAGAGUUGAAUUAAGAAAAACAUUUAAUUUAUGUUCAAGCCAUAUUCCAAAACUAAAUAUCAGAAAGGGAAAUUAUUUAAGAAUGAAACCUGAAGAAUGCAAUGUAUGUCACAAUGUGUAUCCCCAAAGGGGGUCUGAUCAACUACAAGCUGAAGAGAAAUUUGAUGCCACUAAGGUACCUGGGAACUCUCUCCAGUUCUGUGAGCCUCUUAAUCAGUGUCACAAGAUUCAGACUGUGAAUCAGACAUUUGAGCAUAUUGGACAAGGGAAAGGCUUCACAAGGAAGAUGUUCUUUAAAUCUGAGAAGGUUCAUAAGGGAGAAACCUGUAAUAAGUCAACUAUCACUGUUGGAAAGGCAACUCAAAUAAUAAAUGCUUUCCACAAAAGCUAA
Messenger RNA from Oryctolagus cuniculus (rabbit), 991 nucleotides. The record is from RefSeq and is a predicted model, not a curated record. NCBI's taxonomy places the organism in Eukaryota, Metazoa, Chordata, Mammalia, Lagomorpha, Leporidae.